This is a messenger RNA of Aspergillus lentulus, 1647 nucleotides long. RefSeq lists its product as uncharacterized. NCBI's taxonomy places the organism in Eukaryota, Fungi, Ascomycota, Eurotiomycetes, Eurotiales, Aspergillaceae. The record is from RefSeq and is a predicted model, not a curated record.
AUGUCGUCCGCAGUUUCACCACAAUCAUCAUUGUCAUCCAGCUCAUCCCCAGGACCCGAGGCCUCACCCAUGCUCCGUGGCAACUCCAAGCCCAUCUUUCUGUUCAUUGACUCGCAGGCCGACAACCCGCAGAAUCCCUCACUUAACAAGCAAAAGCAGGCAUUUCUCCUACGAAACUACCACCGGAAGAAAAAACAAGCCUCGAUUGAGAGGCUGAAACGUUCGAAGCCAUCGAAACCAUCCCUAUGUCUUGCCCACGGCAGGACCUCGAACUUCUCUCCAGCAUAUCCUUGGGAUGCCCUCGCAGAAGAUAAUGAAGAGUUCCAGUCAGACCGUCCGCAGGGCACUCUUAAUCGGGUUGCAAAAAUGUCGGAGAUGUGGUCUCUGAAAGCGUAUCUGAGCCAGGGUUUUGUGGAUCCCUUUUCCGCCUCGGCCGUGCAAAUGUCCGACUCGAUGAAUCUGUAUUUUCAUCACUUCCGGAUCCACACCAUCGCCUCUUGUUAUCCCCUUGACUCCACCCGCAUGAGCAUUUGGUGGUGGCAGCGAGCAAUCUCCCAGCCGGCCCUGCUCCAAGCGCUCCUCUUCCUCACAGCGGGCCACCACGCAACGCUUGAAUCCAAUAAUGGAGUCUCCUCCACAGCCAUCGAGAAAUCAAUCAAAGACUCCCUCCGUCUCCGCGGGAACACCCUCAAAACGCUGAACGAUAUCCUGCAAGAUCCCAUAAAAGCCGUUGCAGAGUCCACCACCCUCAUUGUAGCCUCACUGGUGGCCAUUGAGGCUGUGGAUGCCAACUUUGAGGCUGUGCACGCGCACAUGAAAGGUCUAAAGAGACUCAUCAAUCUCCUUGGCGGCCUCGACGCCCUGGACCACAUGACCCUCUCCAAAAUCUACCAGAGCGAUGUCAAAAGCGCAGCCCUCCAAAAUUCCCGUCCCACGUUUCCCAUGUCCGCUCGCUGGCGCAGCGAGAUUCUGCAGGAAUCAACCCUCUUCCGCUCAACAGAACAUCUCCGCGUCUCCAAAUCUCUUGAGGCACUGGGGAGCCGCUUCUUCGCCGCACCGUGGUACCCGCCUUUAGACAACACCUUGAAGACGUUCGUCCAGAUUCUGCGGCGCCUAAUCAUCUACUUUGAAACCGCGCAGCAGCAGCCCUCGAUCGUCCUGCCGACGGACAACGACCUCUUCUUGGUGCUCGAGCACCGGCUCCUAUCGGCCGUGUAUGAGACCGGUACGACUCUGUUGCAGGAGCCACUACGCUUGUCCCUGCUGAUCUACCUGAACCUGCGGAUCUGGCAUUUUCAGGCCUUUCCGUUCAUGCAGUUCAUGGUCGAGGCUUUGAGGAGAAGUCUGGUACCGGCAUACGGACAUGGCCAGUCCACCGCGCCGGAUCUCGUCUUCUGGAUCCUGUUUAUCGGAGGCAUGGCGUCGCAAGGCUAUAAAUGUCACCCCUGGUUCGUCAGUCGGUUAACGGAGAUGGCGCGUCGUCUGGAUUUGGUCGAAUGGGAGAAAGCGAGGGAAACGCUAGGUGGGUUCUUCUAUACCGAUCAGCCGGGCGAGAGAGGCGCAGAGAAUCUGUGGAACGAGGUACUUCUGAUGGAGAGUUACCCGUACAUCGCCCCAAAACCGACGUUUCAGAUCCUCAUGUUAUGA